Amblyraja radiata (thorny skate) is the source of this 6400-nucleotide messenger RNA. RefSeq names its product protein CBFA2T2. Gene Ontology annotation, molecular function: transcription corepressor activity. Lineage: Eukaryota; Metazoa; Chordata; Chondrichthyes; Rajiformes; Rajidae. Gene Ontology annotation, cellular component: nucleus. The record is from RefSeq and is a predicted model, not a curated record. Gene Ontology annotation, biological process: DNA-templated transcription; negative regulation of DNA-templated transcription. Bases 279 to 1982 code for a protein of 567 amino acids. The transcript has 11 exons.
UUGCUCGGUAGUUUAUCCAACUGGUAUGCAAAGUGGAGCCGCUGCCUCACUCAAGCAUUGGCUGGGACCGCGGCUUUGAAGUGUGAUCUUGCUCAUUGCCAUUCCAGCUCGCUGUAGGAUCUUUGAUUCCAGGGUCUGGUGAAUCGAUCACACUUGGAAAGGGGCUCUCGAGGGAAGGAAGGGUUUACUGCUGCUGACUCUGUCCAAGAGAAAGUCCACGCCGUACUUACGGGCCAUCGCGAAAAGUUUUCUUUAUCUCCAAAAAGCCAAAGAGAGACAUGGUGGGGAUUUCUGGAUCGUACCAGAUCAACGGAGAGAAGAAGCGCCCCAUGAUGCCAGGGUCUCCCGUGGACGCCAAGACUCAGUCCAGAGCUACUCCACCAGCCAUGGCCCCUCCGCCAACAGGGAACCAAGGAGCACCGAGGACAUCCUUCACCCCAGUGCCCAACGGGGUGGAACAUUCUCCCCCUGCGCUGAACGGGGUUCCCUCGCCGCCGCAGCGCUUCACCAAUGGCCCGUCGCCGCUGCUCGCCAGCCAACAGCUCCCUGCUACCUGCGGUGCCCGGCAGCUCAGCAAGCUCAAGCGCUUCCUCACCACCCUGCAGCAGUUUGGCAACGACAUCUCGCCCGAGAUCGGCGAGCGUGUGCGUAGCCUGGUGCUGGCACUGGUGAAUUCAACGGUGACCAUUGAAGAAUUUCACUCCAAGCUGCAAGAAGCAACAAACUUCCCAUUGCGGCCCUUUGUAAUUCCUUUUCUAAAGGCCAACUUGCCCCUGUUGCAGAGGGAAUUGCUGCACUGUGCCCGCACUGCCAAGCAGACACCAGCCCAGUACUUGGCACAACACGAGCAUUUGCUGCUGAAUGCCACUGCCACCUCGCCCGUCAACUCAACCGACCUCCUUGAGGUCAACGAGAAUGGCAAGAGGAGCAGCCCAGAGAGGACCAAAGAGAACGGCUUUGACCGAGAUCCUCCAGCCAAGAGGGUGUGUACCAUCAGUCCCGCCCAGCGGCACAGUCCAAGUGUCUCCUUACCACCCCCACCCAACGGGCAACUGCACCCAACUCCUCCCCCCCUGCAACACUACAGCCUGGAUGACGUGGCCAUGAGCCACCUAUACCGAGACCCACAGAGACUUCCUGAAUACAGGGACCGGCACAGACAUCACGUAGGAUCUCGUGGGGUCUAUCAGGAAGAAAUGAUUGAUCACCGACUGACUGAUCGAGAGUGGGCAGAAGAAUGGAAGCAUUUGGAUCAUCUCCUGAACUGCAUCAUGGACAUGGUGGAGAAGACGCGGCGGUCUCUGGCCGUACUCUGCCGCUGCCAGGAGGCUGACCGGGAGGAGCUGAACUACUGGAUGCGGCGCUACAACGACACGGAGGACGUGCGUAAGGGCAGCGGCGUUCACCUGCGCCAGCUCAGCCCCGGCAACGCGGACAUCAUCCAGUCUGAGCUUCUUCGGGAGAUCAAUCACCGGCCUUCAGCUGGGUACGUCCCCGAUGACAUUUGGAAAAAGGCAGAAGAAGCCGUCAACGAGGUGAAACGCCAGGCGGUCUCGCAGCUGCAGAAGGCCGUGACCGAGGCGGAGCAGAAAGCCUACGAGAUGAUCACGGCGGAGAGGGCCAAGAUGGAGCAGAAAAUAGCGGACGCCAAGCGACAGGCAGCGGAAGAUGCCUUCACGGUCAUCAAUGAGCAGGAGGACACCAGCGAGAGCUGCUGGAACUGCGGGCGCAAGGCCAGCGAGACGUGCAGCGGCUGCAACGCGGCACGCUACUGCGGUUCCUUCUGCCAGCACAAGGACUGGGAGAAGCACCAUCGCAUCUGCGGGCAGAACCUGCACCCCCAGGCCAAGGCCCUGCCCGCCGGGGUCCCGGCACCGAAGGCCCCCAAGUGCGAGAAGAGCCCAGCGCUGGAGAAGACGCCACCCUCCACCGUCACCUCCAGGUCAGCCACGCCCGCAACCACUGAUGCCAGCGUCCAGUAACGCCACCUCUGACCUGCACCGGCAAGGACGGACACGGACACCACCCCUCCCCUUCUCCCCCUCCAUCCCCUCCCUCCCACUCCACCACCAGCCCCAACCACAGUUGGACGCCCAGCGUAGACCUCGGCUUCUAGUGAAACGGUUUCCAACAACAGAAAAAUAAAUCGGCCCAUGAAUCGAGGGGGAGAAAGAGAGAGAAAAAAAAGCAAUAUCAAACCUUCUGACACUUCUUCAACGAGGAACGACUGAGUUAUUUUCACCACUUGGUCAUCAGUUGUGAGGCUGUGAUCUCCUUGUCUGUGCAUAUGAAUCUUUUUACCGUCAGAGAGGCAUUAGAAGGAGCAAGUAUGACUACACGUCCAUGGCGGCUCCAUACCAGUCAGGUGGCAAACACUCUCAGAUGAAGAGCAUUUAGAAAGUACUCAGAUGAAGCGUAUGGAAUACUCUCAGAUGAAGAAAAUACUCUGAAAUGAAGUGUGUGAAGAAAAUACUCUCAGAUGAAGAGUAUUAAAUACUCGCAGAUGAAGAGUGUGAAGAAAAUACUCUCAGAUGAAGAGUAUUAAAUACUCGCAGAUGAAGAGUGUGAAGAAAAUACUCUCAGAUGAAGACUAUGAAUAACUCCCAGCCACACUCCCAUACAAGUUGACUGUUGAAUCCAUCAUCCAAUAACAGUGCUCAGGCCUUGUUGACCCGGCUGCAGAAAUCUUUGAGACUGGUUACUGUACACGUCAGCAUUAGCCUCCUCGCUCUCCUCCCUCGUAUUUCUGCCCCAACAUUGCCUUUCCGCUGGAGCCCCUGUCCCUCCCCAUAAUCCCCUCCUCCCAACCCACUCCCACCUUGCACUGUUCCCCAAGAAGGUGAACCGUUGCCAUGCCAGUCAGGGUGGUCCCGAGGCGCCAAUUCCAUCUCUGCCUCCUUAACGCACUCUUUACCUCUUGUGACGGAAGGGGAACUUUUUCAGGAGAUUUAUAACUUAAAACAAAGUCACGGCGAUGUGGCUAUUUUUAUUCUGGCGGCUCUCGAGGAAGAUGAAGGAACUUUUUUUUAAAAUUAAACCGUGGCCCUUUCCUGCCACAGGCCCGUGGAACCUGUAGCAGGAAAGGAAGAAAUUCUGCACCCUAUAUGGGGAAGUGUACACACCGAUUCCUCUCCCCUCCUGCCGUUCAGUCCCACUCACAAGGGUGUUCCAUGAAAGCCAGGCCACUGCCAGUGGUUCCUCCAGCAGGUUCCUCCAGAGGAUGGACGAGUUUGGUGGCCUCUUUGCCCACCAUUUUGAAACGACUGACCUCUUGAGGGAAGUAUCUCCUCACCUCCUGUUUGAACCUCCUCAAAGCAAGCGGACAGUCCCUGUCGGGCGCUAACAGUAAUAAAAUACUCCAGACAUAAAUGUAAUUAGAAAAACAUGCACCAAUGUGGUGAUGUGAGGGACUGUGUACAUUACCUCAUUGUUGUCAACAGUUAAGAUAUCUGGUGAUGAUGGUGUCUAUUUACUUCCUGCCUGGUCAGAGACAAACAGCUGCCUGAGAUACUUAAACGCCUUCAGCCAAAGACUUCCUUCUUUGGCAAGCUCUCCUUACCUAAAUGUAGAAGCCACUUUCCAAGAUAGCAAAGAGGUCAGAAGGAAGCAAAGGUGAGAUUUUGCAAACAGUACCCUCUUCCAUGAUUCAGUUUUGUCAAAGCAUUUCCCCCCCCCCCCCCCCCCCCCCCACCCUUUAGUUACCACGUGCACCCUCCCUCCACCACCGCCCCACAGCAUGGAGUUUGCACGUUCUCCCUCUGACUGCCUGGAUUUACUCUGCUUUCCUUCCCAUGUCCCAAAGAACCUGUGCAGAAUUGUAGGUUAAUUGGUCCUCUGUAAAAUUAGUGUGUAGGGGAGUGGAUGAGAAAGUGGGAUAGCAUGGAACUAGUGUUGGUCAGCAUGGAUUUGGUGGGCUGAAGGGCCAGUUUCUGUGCUGCAUCUAAAUUAAAUGAGCUAAAUGGAGUCCAGCUGGCAACAGCCAAGAGUGGAAUAUUAUAUUUCAAGGUUAUAUAUUAUUUUGGAAUUGCAUAACUCUGGAAUUGCCAUGUCGUUUCUCCAUUAUCCCACAUUUCCCAUUGAAAGGGUGUGGGGUGCUGUUGGGAGGGAUUGGGUCAAGAUUAUUUCCAAGUUAUGUGAUUCCAUAAACUCAAAGGUUAAUCCCUGUUCUAGGAGUUCCCAAUUAGAACAUAUUUUCCAUGCUAAGGAAAACAGGCUCCCUGUGCCAUUGAGAGGGCUGGACCACACUGCAGCAACAUGUUUUCCCAUUGGUCGUGCAUUAUUCGCAGAACGACCAAUUGAGGCAUCCCAAGGGAACCAUCUGGUUUCCAUGGUGACGCAGCAUGAGACCCACUGCAGAAGAUUGCACGAUAAUCUUUUAUUUUAAUUCCAUGAAUAAUAAAUUUAACCUGCUUAUACAACCAAUCUCACCAUCAUUUCCUCUCCAUGAACUUUUUAUAGAUACAGGCCAUUUCGUCCAGCAGCAACCAAUCACACAAGGUGCUGGAGUGACUCAGCGGGUCAGGCAGCAUCUUUGGAGAACAUGGAUAGGUGACGUUUCGAGUCAGGACACUUCUUCGAAUUCACUGAAGAAGGGUCCCAACCUGAGAUGUUAUCUAUUAGUCUGAAGAAAGGUCCCGAUCUGAAACGUCACCUAUCCAUGUUCUCCAGAGAUGCUGCUCAACCCACUGAAUUAACUCAGCACUUAAUGUCCCUUCCCUGUGCUCCAACUAGAUUUGCACCUGUUUCUCCCCUCCUCCUCCCUCUCCACCUACCUUACUUCCUCUCCUUCACAAUUUGGAACUCUUUGAUCCUUUUAUCUCACACCAUUGUUUUUCCUCUAGCCUUUGUCAAACCAUCUGCCCAUAAAACCCCCCCCCCCCCCUCACCUGUUUUCACCUAUUACCUGUCACCUCGUAUCUUGCCCCUCCUCUCUUCCAGCUUUCCCAUAAACACCCACCCACCCCCUUGCAAUUAGUCUGAAGAAGAGUCCCGACCUGACAAGUCGCCUGUCCACGUUCUCCAGUGAUGCUGCCUGACCUGCUAAAUUAUUCCAGAACUGUGCCCUUUUUUAAAACUAGCUGUUUAGUCCAGAUUACUUUUUAAUUCAACUGCUUGAAUUUAAGUUCACCAGCUGCCCUAGUGGGAUUCAAACUCACGUUUCCUGAUAAGACUGCAAGCCUCUGACUCCAAGAAAGCAUGUCCAGGUCGUUUGUUGGAAGUCCAAUGUGCAGAGUCCAAUCCAACACUCAAGUUAAAUUGACCGGUAGAAUCGCUCCCUUACAGCACCAGUUCGAUCCAGACUACAGGUGCUGUCCAUACAGAGUUUGCAUGUUCUCCCUGUGACCACAUCAGUUUUCUCUGGUUUCCUCUCAAAUCUCAAAGACAUGCGAGUUUGUACGUUACACACAAAGUGCUGGAGUAACAUAGUGGUUCAGGCAGAAAAAGGAUGGGUGACGUUUCGGGUCAGGACUCUUCUUCAGACUCUGGUCUCUCUGGUAUAAACUAGUAUCUACUAGUUCCUUGUUUCUACAAGUUUGUAGGUUAAUUGGCUUCUAUAAAUUGCCCCUAAUGUGUAGGAUAGAACUAGUGUAUGGGUGAUCGCUGGUUGGCAAUGACUCAGUGGGCCUGUUUCACUGCUGUAUCUCUAAACUAAACAUGCACAAUGAGAAAUGUUUGUUAAUUCCCUCUGGUAGAUUACUGAGUAUUUAGUCAUCAUUGAAUCAUCUUCCACCAUCUUCUCCUCUGUUGCUUCUAGCUGCUCUGCUCCCAAACAAACUUCAUCCUCUAAGAUUGAAGUAAACACUUCACUCUUCUGUUUGCAAAUGGGGGUUAGGCUAGCGUAGAUGCUCAAUGGAUCCAGAUACUCAACGCACUUCAUUUGUGUCUGACUCAUUAUCCCAUAAAACCAGAGGCCUCUGGGUAUCCCAGGCUGUGAUCAGAUUGGAAGCGUACUUACUGUUUAGCGCCGCAUCUCACAUACCUGUCCACCAAAACUAUAACUGAACCAAAUUAUCACUCUGCAACCAAACUACCGAAGCCAAACUCUUCUCUCUCUCUUCGACUUAGCAAAGGCGAAGAAGGCUCAGUUUGUGGGCCAACCACCAAAACCUCAAUGUUCAGGAGUCAACAAAGAAAGAGAAAGCCGAAUAAUCUAAUCCCUCUGUUCAGCGAUGUGUCUCUCUGUAAGUGAAUGAGAUGUCGGGUUUAAUUGUUUCCCUUGUGAAUGGUCGGUGUACGAUGUUGUAGUAUUGGAGUCAGCCGAAGCAGCCUGUGUGGCUUCUUUUCAGUGAAACUGUUGUGUUGUGAUUACUGAUUUCAUUUUUUGUCUUUUCUUUUAAUUUAAGAAGAAUUUGUGUAAGCAUCCGAUAAAUGGCAAUUUGUCCCUGCCCACCUUUUUUUA